AUGGCACCGCGAGGGUUCACGAAUCCUGCUCCCAAGACUGAAUCUGCCCGCUCUGCUUUGAGCUCCUUCACAUGUACUCUUUGCAAUAAAUCUUACUCGCGCCAUCCGGAAUAUGAAGCCCAUAUCUCUUCCUACGAUCACCAACAUCGCAAGCGCCUACAAGACCUGAAACAAUUGUCGCGAGAUCCUAAUGCUGCUGAAAAGGCAAGAAGAGCCGAGAGAAAGGCAGAUGCAGAGGCGGGACUGAGAGUAAUCGGAACGACUCCCGCAUCAGGAGCCGGAGGCGCCGUAGGCACCAGUGGGGGAGGCGGGUUUAAGAAAGGAGGAUUCAAGAGCUCCUUUACCACGGUCAAAGGGCCAGUAUCUGCUACUGUGUCUACGAGGAAAAAUGUCCUAGGGGAUGACGAUGACGAUGACGAUGACGCCGACCAAGCGCUAGGAGCGGGUGAAUCGAGCGAAUUUGUCAGGAACAAACCCAGGCAGGAUACGGACGCUCAACACGACAAUGCAGAGAGCGAUACUGACGAGGAGUACACAAACGACGAUACGGGGGCCAGUUACUAUGAUCCUCGAAAACCUACCGACUGCUCGUUACGGUGCCCGGGGGUUCAACAUGAGCUUACCAUAGCAUGA
Messenger RNA from Aspergillus viridinutans, 633 nucleotides. Its product is annotated as putative C2H2 finger domain protein. The record is from RefSeq and is a predicted model, not a curated record. The transcript has 3 exons. Lineage: Eukaryota; Fungi; Ascomycota; Eurotiomycetes; Eurotiales; Aspergillaceae. Bases 1 to 633 code for a protein of 210 amino acids.